Messenger RNA from Marasmius oreades (fairy-ring Marasmius), 507 nucleotides. RefSeq lists its product as uncharacterized. The record is from RefSeq and is a predicted model, not a curated record. NCBI's taxonomy places the organism in Eukaryota, Fungi, Basidiomycota, Agaricomycetes, Agaricales, Marasmiaceae. The coding region runs from base 1 to 507 and encodes 168 amino acids. The transcript is spliced from 4 exons.
AUGAACAGCGGCAUUUUGGGGUUCUCCCAACUAGCAAGGCUCCCCAAAUCGAACACCUUUUCCUCACUCGAACACUCAAAAAUCGUCUGUUCAAGUACUAGUUCUCUUUUUCCAACAUGCUCUUCAACAAAGUCUUCGCCGUCUCUGCACUCACUACUCUUGCUGCCGCCACAGCCCUCGAGCGCCGCGGUGAAGAGCCUAAUGAACAAUGCCCAGGCCUCCAAUGCUGCCAACAGGUUGGGUCCGCGACCGACCCCUCUAUCAUUGCCCAAGCUACCAGCCUCGGUGUCGUUUCUGUCUUGGCGGGCCUCCUCGCCACCGUCGAAGUUGGCCUCAACUGCAGCCCCAUUACCGUUAUCGGUGGUGGCAACGGUGCAUGCUCCGGAGGCACCAAAGUUAUUUGCAAUGACAACACCCACGGCACUCUCAUCAGCGUCGGAUGCGUCCCUGUUACCAUCUAAACAUCGCUCGGAUGAGAAACGAAGGAUUUUCGAUUGGAUAUCCUGA